AUCGUUUGAACUCGGUUUAUUGUUUCUACGCUCCGGACGAAAAGUUAAACUUUUUAUUAAAGUAUCUAUUAGUAAAUAGAAUCGCAGCAAAUUACAUCAUACACGGAUUCUAAACAAUUAUUAAUAAACAAAAAUGAAGAUAAUUUCUUUACUGUUAAUAGCAUUUAUCACAUGGCUGGAUUGCAGUCAGGCCCACAUUGCUAAUAUGGUUUGCUUCUAUGACGCAACAAAUGCACAGAAAGAUUCUAUGGCACUAUCAGAUCUUGAACCAGCUUUACACUAUUGUAAUUAUCUUGUCUAUGGCUAUGCUAAAAUAGAACCCGCUAAUGUUUUACAAGAACCAUCGAAAGUGCUUGUGGAUGCGAGUACAGGGCGUGAUCAUUAUCGCACAAUAACAAAUCUAAAAAGUAAAUAUCCGAAUAUACGUAUACUGCUAUCUGUUGGAGGUGAUAAGGAUAUCGAUUUGAACUACUUGGAAACCAAUAAAUAUCUACAGAUAUUAGAAGACGGAAACAACCGUCAAGCAUUUGUGGACAGCGCUGUACAGUUACUAAGAACAUAUGGGUUUGAUGGUUUAGAUUUAUCAUGGCAAUUUCCAAAGAAUCAUCCUAGAAAAGUUGUAAGUGGUUUCAAGAAAGUUUGGUCUACAGUCAAAGGCUGGUUUACUAGUACAAAAAAGGUUGACGAGAAGGCAGAAGAACACAAGACACAAUUUACGCAAUUGACACAUGCAUUACGAAGUGCCUUUAAUUUACAUGGUUACCUGCUGACGUUGACUAUGUUGCCAAAUGUGGACCCAGAACUUUUUAUAGAUAUUCCCAGCGUAAUAGAGUAUGUAAAUUUCGUGAAUUUGUGCACUUUUGAUUUCCAAACACCUGAACGUGAUCCUAAAAUAGCUGAUUAUUCUGCACCACUCUAUGAAAUGUACGAACGCGAUCCAACUCACAAUAUAGAAUAUAACGUACAAUUUUGGCUUAAUCGAACAACACAAGCCCAUAAAAUUAAUGUAGGUAUAAGCACAUUUGGACGUGCUUGGAUGAUGUCUAAAGAUUCUGGUAUAACUGGUUACCCACCCAUUGAUGACACUAGCGGCGCAGCACCUUUGAAAAAUUCUACUGCAAAUCUGGGUUUACUAAGUUGGCCACAAAUAUGUACAUUAAUUCAUGCUGAUAAAGAUUUAACUGGUGAAAAGGCACCAUUGAAAAAAGUGGGUGAUCCAACCAAACGUUUUGGUACGUAUGCCUAUCGCUCAGCAGAUGAUAAUGGUAACUACGGUAUAUGGGUGAGUUAUGAGGAACCUGCAACUGCAGCUAUUAAAGCAGGUUAUGUGCAUGCUCGCGAAUUAGGUGGUGUAGCACUAUUCGAUUUAACCAGAGAUGAUUAUAGAGGCGAAUGCGCUGGUGAAAGAUAUCCUAUUUUAAGAAGUAUCAAAUAUAAAUUGUAAGAGUUAUGAUUAAAAAAAAUAGAUAUACUUUUUUUUCUCUAAAACUUUUAAUAUAAAUGUGCAUAUAAUUAAUCACAAUUACUAAUCCCGAUAAGACAAGCAACCACUUUAUUUUAAUUGAAAGUAUCCUGCAGUCCACAUAAUGCGUGUCGGCUGCUACACGCCCUGAUUUUUUUCACUUCCUUAUUAUCUUAACCCUUGUAAUCUCUAAACAAAGUGCCUCAUAUUUUUCAGUCGUGUAAGUGCAUUAUUUUCAGUUAAAACGAAAUCGUCUUGUAACUCAUUUUGAUUGACUAAGACAUGAAAGCAACCAAGAACGUAAAUAAAUAUUGAUGCCAGAUUUUUGUAGCAUGAAAGACCUUUCAUGUGCGACAACCCUAAUUAGUCUUCAUCACUGCAACACAGAAACUGAAGUCAUUCUUCAUUCAUUCUUCAUUCAUCUUGGUAUAUGUAGUUCAGUGGAAUACAAUUCUUUUACCUUUUAACAGAUGAUUUUUAUCGAUAAUUGAAAGGA
Messenger RNA from Teleopsis dalmanni, 1958 nucleotides. Its product is annotated as chitinase-like protein Idgf5. Lineage: Eukaryota; Metazoa; Arthropoda; Insecta; Diptera; Diopsidae. The record is from RefSeq and is a predicted model, not a curated record. The transcript is spliced from 3 exons. Gene Ontology annotation, cellular component: extracellular region. Bases 134 to 1444 code for a protein of 436 amino acids. Gene Ontology annotation, molecular function: chitin binding. Gene Ontology annotation, biological process: chitin catabolic process; carbohydrate metabolic process.